GAUACUGGAAGUGUAGUCAAUGAGUCAAAUCCACCAGGACACAAGGAAGAAGUGAAGACAGCUCUGUGCACCUCAGAUGAAAAGGAAGGACGAGUGACAAUGGAGGAUUUCAAGCGGACGUACUUGCGUCUGUGUAAAGAGGGAGGUGUGGAGCCCCAGGAGAGUAUUGUAGUCCAGCUGCAGGAGAGCAGGGCUGCUCAGGGCUCCAGACUGGACCUGAGUGGACAGAGCCUGUCUGCAGAUACCUGCUCAGUGCUAGCCAGGGCCUUCCAGAGAGACACUGUCUUUACAGAAGUGUCACUCAGCGACUGCAUGCUCAGCGAGGAAGGUGCCAAAGUUCUCCUGACUGGACUGUUUGACAACACAACAGUGAAAGUUCUGGAUCUGAAGGGAAAUAACCUGAGAUCAACAGGAGCUGAGGUGUUGGGAAAGUUGUUGGCUAGGAACAAGACUCUGCGUAGGCUGGUGUUGGAGUGGAAUGCGUUGGGAGUGUGGGAUGAAGCCUUCUCUCUCUUUUGUGAUGGUUUGGCCUCCAACAGCACGCUGACACAUCUGGACCUGCGCAACAAUCAGAUCAACCACCACGGAGCAUCUGAGCUCGCUCUGGCUCUCAAACACAACAGCAACCUGGAAGUGCUAGACCUGAGGUGGAACAAUAUUGGUCUGCUGGGUGGCAGGUCUCUGCUGGAGGCUCUGCACAAGAACAAGAACAUAGUACAGCUGGAGAUGGCAGGGAACAACAUACCCAGUGAUAUACUCAAAGCACUUGAGCAGACCACAGGGCACAACUCAGACAGACAGUCCACCCUGAGAGACAGCCACAGCAGGACCCAGGUCCUCAACAAGGAGAUUCAGAUUCUGAAAGAGGAGAAGGGAAAGCAGUUCCUAGGCCUGAUGGAGACCAUAGACAGGCAGAGGGAUGAGAUGGGACGCUCUAACAGAUCCACUUCCAUUCAGAUUGGUCAACUCCAGGAAGCUCUGAAUGAGAGGAAGUCAGCUGUCAACUCACUUACUGCCAAGUUACAGAUGACAGAGGCUGCCCUCACUCUCUCUGAGCAGAAAAACCACAACAUGGGAGAGUUGCUGACACGUUUGAAGGCUGAGAAAGAAGAACGGCGUGCACAGCAGAGCCGAGAGAGGAAAAAAGAGCAAGAGGACAGUGUGCUCAGAGAGGGCAGGCUCCUCAGAGAGACCCAAAACCUGACUGAGACCAACCUCCAACUCAGGAAUAAGGUGGAGGAGAUGGAGCGCAGGUGUAAGUCUCAGCAGCAGCAGAUCUUUGAGCUGAAGCAGGAACUAACCAACAGCACAGCAGAGUUCAAGUUGCGACUAGCACAGGCAGAAGAUCGUCUGGAAAUAGAGAAGCGAAGGUCCAAGCAAACCCUAGAGGACAUGGAUCACCUGCGACAGAAAGAGGUGGAGCAUAUGAAUCGACAUCAAGAGGAGAGUGAGAGAGCCAUGCAGGAGCGCAUCUUUAAACUGGAGGGACAGCGAAUACAACUGGAGGAGGAGGUCAGUAAAGCUAAGGCAGCGUGUGUGACAGAGAGAGCUCAGGCUGAAGAGGAACUGGGAAGAGUUCGUGCUCAAGUGCGGCUUGAAGAGCAGGAACAUGUGUCAUCCCUGGAGGAGAAGCUACGGUCUGUGCGCUCCUCACUGCAGGAGGUGAAGCAUCACUGUUCCCAGCAGAAACAGACCAUCUCUGAGCUGCAUGCCAAGAACAGCCAGCAGAGCAUUGAGAUGGACGGAUUGCGCCGCAGGAUAGAGGAGCUCCAGCAGGAGUUGUCGAGUAAGGACCAGGAGAAGGUGGCAGAGGUGAGCAGGGUGAGAGUGGAACUGCAGGAGCAGAUCGGACACUUACAGGCAGAGAGAACGGCACAAGGAGGACUGAAGGAGAAGAUCAAUGCCCUGGAGAGAGAGAUUAAAGUACUGAGCAGUAACCACAGGGAGGCGCUGCUUGACAAAGAGAGCGAGAUGUCCUCUCUGCUGGAGAAGCUGCGGCUGAGAGAGGCAGAGAUCCAGAGGAUGAGGGAGGACGAGGCCCAGAGAGCCAGCUACCUGCAGAGCGCCAUCCUCACCUACGUUCAGGGCUCUCCUCUGGGACACUACAGCAGCCCCAAAAAAUGAUCCACACACACCUCCACCCCUCACUGGGUCCUGCAGGUCAGAGGAGUCUGAAAACCUGCAGGAUAGAACAAAUAUCAUGUUUUUUUUAAGACUUGAAGCACAAUCAGGAUUAUUCCAGUAAGAAGGGGUUAAGGUUAGAUCAUUGGUGCUGGGAGUCAUGACUGCUCCUCAACAGGACUGGUUCACUUUGAACUGUGGUCUGGUUUUACUGCUGGGACUCUACCUCCCACACACACACACACACUGACUAAAUACAAACCUCACCACUUUUUUGAGUCCUAACACAUGUGCUCAACUUAGUACUAUCAGCUGCAGCACACUGGACAGCUUCAAAGUCUGCCUAAAAAUGUCUCAGAGUUGAUUGCUAUGUUUAAUCAAUCUACUGCAGUUUGUAGGUUUGUUAACUGGUCUGUCAGUCUGUCCAUCUAAUCAUUCAUUCCUACAAUGUACCAGCCACAUAUCCAUGACAUUUACUGUGGAUAUGAAUGCUAUACACCAGAUAUGUUAUGAUCUAACAGGCAGGUUGUCAUUAGAUUAGAGUACAUUCAAGCUCCUGAGGGAAUGAAUAGCACCACCAUCAGAGCAAAAUGUACAUUUCUAGCUCAACUACUAACUUCAAUGAAUAGCUAAAUGAUCAAUAUGUUGGUUAUUCACUUCAUCAUUUGCAUAUUAUAGAGUGUAAUGAACACUUUAGCCACAGGGCUUGCCAGCAGUGCAUUAGACAUUGAUGUUUUUAUUCACUUUUUUCUUGCUGGAUGAGAUUAUUAUCAGUUUCCAAAUAGCAUUUUUUCAUUUGCAAAAACACUGUCAGCUCUAUUGUUAAGCUCCUAAAAUGAUCUUAAAGUGCCAGAGGUGCUAAUAACAGCUGACACCACUUUGUUACUGCAUCUUGAUUAUAGUCUGACUUAUUUUAAGAAACAGGGAAACAUUCCUGUCUUUCUAAAAGUGAGAUGAGACGAUAGAUGUCAGUCUCAUGUCUGAAGUCUGGAUUCUGUGUUACACUGGUGUCAACAAAUAGUUCUAGCAAUUAACACCAACUCAUGCUACAAAAUGCUAUGUUUCUAUUUCAGUUUGAGUGUGGAUAAAACAAAUGGGAUACUACUUUAAAGGUAGGCGUAUUUGUGAAUUUUUGGACAGAGCCGAGCUAGUUGUUUCCCUCAGUUUACAGUCUUUAAUAUGAGACUAAACCCCACAUUAAAGGGACAUUUGUCUUAAUAUUUUAUAUAUGUUUAGAUCACCAGAGUAAAUUCUUCAGCUCUCACAUUAACAGCUGUCACCAACAUGCUGUCCAGUCUCAUUCUUCUUCUUCUCCUGACUAAAUGAAUUAAAGGCAGAUUAGCAUUGUUAGCCAUUGUUAGCAUGUUUACAUACAAAAUGAGAUUCAGUUGAAAUAAGCCUUUAUACUGUAUGUUUCUCAUCAGAUGGCUGGCUCUCUGCAGCUCACACACAAAGCAGAUUCAGAAAUGUUCUCUGCUGCUUUUGCGUAGAACAUUUUUCCAAAUGAAACUAUGGAUGCAGUCUUUUCUAAGAUUUUUAUGAUGAUUGCUGUGUUAUAUCUGGAGAUUGUCUCAGAUAUGUGAUGGAUAUGUGUCAUUUUAUUUUUUUGGCAGGUGUGUUUUUACCUAUUUUUUGCUCUGUUUUUGACGACCUGUGUUUUUAUAUGAGUAAAACGUGCUAA
Messenger RNA from Scomber japonicus (chub mackerel), 3802 nucleotides. RefSeq names its product leucine rich repeat containing 45 (gene lrrc45). Gene Ontology annotation, cellular component: centrosome. The record is from RefSeq and is a predicted model, not a curated record. Lineage: Eukaryota; Metazoa; Chordata; Actinopteri; Scombriformes; Scombridae. The transcript has 18 exons. Bases 100 to 2124 code for a protein of 674 amino acids. Gene Ontology annotation, molecular function: protein binding.